Molecule: messenger RNA, 1404 nt
Organism: Penicillium verrucosum
Lineage: Eukaryota; Fungi; Ascomycota; Eurotiomycetes; Eurotiales; Aspergillaceae
Exons: 5
Coding region: 1-1404 (467 amino acids)
Molecular function (GO): oxidoreductase activity, acting on the aldehyde or oxo group of donors, NAD or NADP as acceptor
Source: RefSeq, a predicted model, not a curated record
AUGGCUGCCUCCCUUCAAGCUGUUCGUGAGGCUGCCCUCGAUGGCCGCAUGCACAACAUACUCACUCGCCGAACCCAGCUGGAGGCCCUUCAGCAGGCGCUGCUUGACAAAGCAGACACCAUUCAGGGGGCCAUUCGCGCAGACACUGAUUGUGCCGCCCCCGAGGCCGCCGUGGAGUAUCUCCUCACACUGAACACCUUAAAGGAAUACCAUCAGUCUUUGAACAUCGAUGGCGCACACCAGGAUGAGUAUGCCAUUGCAAGAGGGGAGGAUGCUGCCAGCCGACGAGAACCCGUGGGAAUUGUAUACAUUGUUCCGACGAGCUAUACAGUCUUCUACUCGGUCCUAGUCGCUGUCGCUGGCGCGCUUACUGCUGGUAACUGCACCGUUAUUGAACUGCCCAUCUCUACACAAGCCCUUCCCGUGUUGAUAAAGAACCUCCUGGAGUCGUCACUUGAUCGCAGUACUAUCGCAUUCGUCCCGACUCCAGCAACGAACGAGGAUCUCGGACCACAACAUAUGCGGCUUCAUCAAGACGAUCACUUACCCGGUAAGGUAGUGGCUGUUGUGGAUCGCACAGCAAAUAUCAAUCACGCAGCUGAAGCACUCGUAGCAGCCCAGUUCAGCUUCGGUGGCCGGUCGCCCUACGCACCCGACAUAGUCCUUGUCAAUGAAUACAUCAAGGAGCAGUUUCUGAUAGCCUUGGUGCGGGCGAGUGUGUCAUUUCCGCCGAGCGCGAGUGCAAUACAAGGAGACGAGAGACGGCCGGAAAAAGACCACCAAGAGGAAAGAGGGGGAUUACGGGUCGUAUCGUCCCUGGGAAGGGGCAAAAUUGUGGAAGCAGACCAACUAGAUCCCAAGACGCUGCCAGAUAAGCCUACUGACGCCCGGUUGCUGGUGCACACUGUGCGCUCGUUGGAUCAUGCCAUCGAUUUGUCAAAUAUGGUCGAAAACCUUCAAGGGGCAUACGUCUUUGCUCACGAGAAGUCUGCCAAAUAUUUGACGCAGUUCAUCAACGCGCAUGUCUCGUUUGUCAACCACAUCCCUGUGGAAGUCCUGGUGGGACCCACUGCCCCUAAACAAGUGGCCUUGGAUCGCUCAGUGAGAUACCCCACCACGGUCUUCUCCGUUCCUCGGCCACAUUAUAUCCGCCCUACCCGGCUGUCGCAGUCAGUCACGGAUAUUCUAAGUACAAAAUCAGCCUCAGCCUUGCAGAAUAUGCUGGUCUUGCAGUCGAGUCAACUGGUCUGCCGAACUCGGCGGCCCUUGGGUGGAGGCGUAGGGUUCUUUGAGCAAGGCAUUCUGACAGGGCUGGGGUUGUUCUCGAUCUCGAUUCUCGCAGGAGUGAGUUCUCUGGGCUAUUGGGCGUGGACUAUGGUAGAAAAGCAUGAAUUUCGCAUGUGA